AUCAAUUGGUUGUGAAGAUGAUCAUCCCUGCCUUAAGAGGACUAGAGCCCUGUUCUAAAGCAGUGGAGCUAAGGUCAAUGCUAAGAUGUUUUCCUGAUCAGCAUCAAUUGGGAGCCCCCGUGAAGCAGGAGGAGUGGACGCCUCAGCGUGUCCCUCUCCCUCCCAGUCGGGACUCAGACGCUCCCUCUACCGGCCAGACGGCGCGCAGACAGCCGCUGCUCCUCUCGGAGCUGAACACCGGACCACUCAAUCCAGGCGUAAUUCAGGAAUCAGGACUCACUCACACAUUCCUCCUCCAAAGAGUGCAAAGACGCAGCCGUGUCCGCUACAGUCCUCCCCCCUACCCCUUACUCCCUCACCGCAGGACAGGGGACAAAGGACCGAGGAGCCACUUUAGAUUUUUACACAGCUAAAGUGCAGUUUUAGUUAGAAAAAGAAGAGUUUCCAGUUAACCCCUCGACUGGGGGUUAACGCUACCACGGCGCUGCCGACAUGGAUAAAGUUAUCAAUUGGUUGUUUGCAGCGAUGAGCCUCCUGUUGUCCGUCCAAGGGGAAGUUUUUAAAGGCGAUUGUAACUUUGAGAAGCCGCUGGCAGCGUGUGGAUACAGCCAAGGCAGAGAUGAUGACCUUGACUGGGAGCAGGUCAAUUCCAGGGAGAAGACUUCAUCAGAUCCAUGGAUGCCCUCCGGGUCCACUUUUAUGAUGGUGAACACGUCAGGACGCUUCGCAGGACAGAAGGCUUUACUGCUGACACCCCAACUGAAGGAGAACGACACACACUGCGUUAUUUUCCAAUACUACAUAGGAGGAAGAGACAACAGCCACCCAGGCUACCUAAAUGUCUAUAUCAAAGAAAACAACAGUCCCAUGGGGAUGCCUGUUUGGAACGUAUCAGGACCAGCGUCUCGUUCCUGGGGGCAGGUGGAGCUGGCCAUCAGCACCUACUGGCCCAAUUUCUACCAGAUUGUGUUUGAAGCCAUAACCUCAGGGCAGCGCGGCUUGCUGGCCAUCAAAGACAUUGUGGUCCAGGGCCACCAGUGCAUGAAUACACCACACUUUCUGACUAUAAAGGGAGUGGAAGUCAAUGCUGGACAGACUGCAUCUUUCCACUGCACUGUGAAUGGACGCAAGAGAGACAACUUUCGCUUAUGGCUACAGGGCAUCGGUGGACGGGAGGCCCCGAUGAAAGCCACUAAACCUUGGAACAACCGCCGCUUCAUUGGCACUUUUGAUGUGGAGAACACGACCAAGGGCGACUCGGGCCGCUACCGCUGCAUUGUCCACUCAGACAAAGGUGUUGGAGUGUCCAAUUAUGGUGAACUAACCAUAAAACAGCCUCCGGUGCCUAUCGCCCCACCCCAGCUGACUGCUGUUGGAGCCACCUACCUUUGGAUCCAGCUGAAUGCGAACUCCAUCAACGGAGACGGUCCAAUCAUCGACAGGCAGGUGGAGUACCGCACCGUGUCGGGAACCAUGUACGACCUGCAGCCCGUAGACAAGACCACGCACAAGAUUGGCCACCUGGACCCAGACACCGAGUACGAGAUCAGCGUUUUGCUGACCAGGCCGCUGGAGGGCGGCACCGGAGCUCCCGGACCUCCUCUGAGGGCCAGGACCAAAUGUGCAGAACCCAUGCAUGGCCCGCGGCGCCUGGAGGUUGUGGACAUCCAGUCCAGACAGGUGACCAUCCGCUGGGAACCGCUGGGCUACAACGUGACCCGCUGCCACAGCUACAACCUGACCGUCCAGUACCGCUCCAGAGUGGCCGGCAAGGAGGAGACCAGGGAGGAGGUGUGCUAUGAAGCCCAGAGCCGUGACCCGCAGCACACCAUCCACAAUCUGACACCCUUCACCAACCUCAGCGUCAAGCUGGUGCUGCACAACCCAGAGGGGGUGAAGGAGAGCACCGAGCUGGAGGUCCAGACGGAUGAAGAUGUGCCAGGAGCUGUUCCUCUGGACUCCAUCCAGGGGAGUCCCUACGAGGAGAAGAUCAUCCUGAAGUGGAGAGAACCAGCGCAGACGUAUGGAAUCAUCACACAGUUUGAGAUCUCCUAUAAGGCGGUGAGCUCCUUUGACCCCGAGCUGGACCUCUCCAACCAGAGCGGGAAGGCUGUGAAGCUGGGCAACGAGACCACCCACGUGUUCACGGGCCUCUAUCCGGGCUCCACGUACUCCUUCACGCUGCGCGCUAGCACAGCCAAGGGCUACGGCCCCCCUGUCAUAACCCAGUUCACCACCAAAAUUUCAGCUCCCUCUAUGCCAGCUUACGACCAGGAGACCUCUCUGAACCAGACGGACAACACGGUCACUGUGCUGCUCAAACCUGCCCAGAGCAGAGGCGCGCCCGUCAGCGUGUACCAGGUGGUAGUGGAGGAGGAACGUCCACGCAGAGCACGGGGCACCGCGGAAAUUUUACGCUGCUACCCAGUUCCCAUUCACUUCCAGAACGCCACGCUACUGAACUCGCAGUAUUACUUCACUGCACAGUUCCCUGCCGCCGGCAUCCACUCGCCCCAGCCCUUCACCGUGGGCGACAACAAGACGUACAACGGAUACUGGAACGCCCCGCUGAUGCCUCAGAAGAGCUACAGUAUCUACUACCAGGCCGUCAGCACAGCCAAUGGGGAAACCAAAAUUGACUGUGUCAGGGUGGCAACCAAAGCUGCGAUACUCGUGACUCAGCUAACCACCCCCUACAUCCGCAUCGCCCCAGCGGCCGGGGACAACCAGCUAACAGGAGCAGCCACUCACAAACCUGACGCGGUUGAGCCGGAGAAGCAAACAGACCACACUGUAAAGAUCGCAGGCGUCAUCGCUGGUAUCCUCCUCUUCGUCAUCAUCUUCUUAGGCGUGGUGCUCCUCAUGAAGAAAAGAAGAACCUAUCACUCCUACACUUACUACCUGAAAUUGGCCAAGAAGCGAAAGGAGACACUGAACAGCACCCGCCAAGAGAUGACAGUGAUGGUCAACUCCAUGGACAAAAACUACACAGAGCAGGGCACCAACUGCGACGAGGCGCUGUCCUUCAUGGACACGCACAACCACACCCUGAACACCCGCAGCGAAUGCGCGCUCACGCUCAACGGCCGGAGCGAGUGCACCCUCACCCUGAACGGCCGAGCUGGGUCAUCCCCCUCCUCCUUCACGCUGCCAAAAGCCAACACUCUGACAUCGUCCAUCCCCACAAACUCGUACUACCCAGAUCCCUUUGUGCCAACGGCUAUCUUAGUGCCCAUUAAUGAUGAGAGCCAGAACAUGGGCAGCGACACCAGCAGCCUGGUGCAGUCGCACACUCACUCCUUGAGGAAGCGGGAGCCGGUGGACGUGCCUUACCAGACGGGUCAGCUGCACCCGGCAAUCCGCGUCGCCGACCUCCUGCAGCACAUCACCCAGAUGAAGUGCGCCGAGGGCUACGGCUUCAAGGAGGAGUAUGAGAUAAACGAGAGCUUCUUUGAAGGACAGUCGGCACCAUGGGACUCCGCCAAGAAGGAUGAGAACCGCAUGAAGAACCGAUAUGGGAAUAUCAUUGCAUAUGAUCACUCCCGUGUCAGGCUGCAGGCCCCAGAGGGGGAACAGAGCUCCGAUUACAUUAAUGCAAAUUACGUUGAUGGCUACCACAGGCCGAAUCACUACAUCGCCACUCAGGGGCCCAUGCAAGAGACAGUCUUCGACUUCUGGCGGAUGGUGUGGCAGGAAAACACGGCAGCUAUAGUUAUGGUGACCAACCUGGUGGAAGUGGGCAGGGUGAAGUGCUGCAAGUACUGGCCCGACGACACAGAAAUCUACAGAGACAUCAAGGUGACACUGAUAGAAACCGAGCUGCUUUCAGAGUACGUCAUCAGAACCUUCGCUGUGGAGAAGAGAGGCGCUCAUGAGAUCCGGGAGAUCCGGCAGUUUCACUUCACCGGCUGGCCGGACCACGGCGUGCCCUACCACGCCACGGGCCUGCUGGGGUUCAUCCGCAGGGUCAAGUCCAAGACGCUGACCAACGCCGGGCCCAUGGUGGUUCACUGCAGUGCUGGUGCCGGUCGGACCGGCUGCUUCAUCGUCAUCGACAUCAUGCUGGAUAUGGCGGAGAGGGAAGGUGUGGUGGACAUUUACAACUGCGUGAGGGAGCUGCGCUCGCGGAGAGUCAACAUGGUUCAGACAGAGGAGCAGUAUGUCUUUAUCCAUGAUGCCAUUUUGGAGGCAUGUCUCUGUGGGGACACCACCAUCCCCGCCAGCCAGCUCCGGUCCGUCUACUACGACAUGAUCCGCCUGGACCCGCAGACCAACUCCAGCCCCAUUAAAGAGGAGUUCAGGACUCUGAACAUGGUGACACCCACGCUGCGGGUGGAGGACUGCAGCAUCGCCCUGCUGCCCCGGAACCACGAGAAGAACCGCUGCAUGGACGUCCUGCCGCCGGACCGCUGCCUGCCCUUUCUGAUCACCAUCGACGGAGAGAGCUCCAACUACAUCAACGCCGCGCUGAUGGACUCCUACAAGCAGCCGUCUGCGUUCAUAGUGACCCAACACCCACUGCCAAACACAGUGAAGGACUUUUGGAGGUUGGUGCUGGACUACCACUGCACAUCCAUAGUGAUGCUCAACGACGUGGACCCAGCACAGCUGUGUCCACAGUACUGGCCUGAGAACGGAGUCCACCGCCACGGACCCAUCCAGGUGGAGUUCGUCUCCGCUGACUUGGAGGAAGACAUCAUCAGCAGAAUAUUUCGGAUUUACAACGCGGCUCGGCCUCAGGAUGGCUACCGGAUGGUGCAGCAGUUCCAGUUCCUGGGCUGGCCCAUGUACAGAGACACGCCCAUGUCCAAGCGCUCCUUCCUCAAGCUCAUCCGGCAGGUGGACAAGUGGCAGGAGGAGUACGACGGCGGAGAGGGACGCACUGUCGUCCACUGUCUGAACGGAGGCGGCCGCAGUGGGACCUUCUGUGCCAUCAGCAUCGUGUGUGAGAUGCUUCAGCAUCAACACUCUGUGGAUGUGUUUCACGCCGUCAAAACACUGAGGAACAACAAACCCAACAUGGUGGACCUGCUGGAUCAGUACAAGUUCUGCUACGAAGUGGCGCUGGAGUACUUGAACUCUGGUUAAGGCGGAGCUCCUGCCGUCUCCAUGAAACUGUGGGACAGUGCAGAUGGACUGCAGCUCACAUGUGUGCAUUAUGUGAAGAGUGUGUGUAACCGAGCCAACCGGAGCCAACAGGUACACACUUGACCUAACCUGCAGCUCCUCUUUGACCAGCUCUCCUUUUUACCGUCCAGGCGGCAAAGAGUUGUACAGGGUUAAGUAACGCCGCGGAAGAGUCAACGGGAGCACAAUGAGCGGUUUCAUUUCCUCUCUGGAUCCCUCUCUCUUUCUCUUUCUCUCUCUCUCUCCUUCUCUCUUUCGUUCAUUCUCUCUCUCAGCUGCCUGUAGUUGUGUGGUUGUUGCCUUGAUCCUCGUUGGACGGCGAGCAUUAGACACUGUCCGGUUUUCCACAGGAAUGCGCUGCGCUGUACAUACUGUAACGUGUCCAUUUUGACGCUCCGCUCGUUUCUGUUUCUGCUCAGCUCACUUUUGAGAGUCAUUGAAUGCAGGAGCUCAAAGCUUAAAUGUUCCUAAAUGUCCUGUAAAACUAUGACAACUAUGGCUACAUCUGCUAACUUGUUUUCCUGUUCGGGGACCCAAAGCUUUAUUUGCACUUCCAUUGAGUUCUCGCUGUGUGCAUAUUGUAAAUAUUUCUGUAGAUUAUUUAUUCACAGUAUGUACUUUUUUUGUGACUCGCAGUAAGUGACAAUCAUAUGUUCUAUAGGUUUGGUUUCUUGAUUGUACUGUAUGCUUUUACUCUUGUUUCUUUUCUUCUUUUUUUUGGUCAUCUUGUAUGACAGAGAAAAUAAAACUGUAAAGAAAAGAUCUAUAAAUGUACCUACAAUAUAAACAUUGGAUUAUC
Molecule: messenger RNA, 5926 nt
Organism: Gambusia affinis (western mosquitofish)
Lineage: Eukaryota; Metazoa; Chordata; Actinopteri; Cyprinodontiformes; Poeciliidae
Product: receptor-type tyrosine-protein phosphatase mu-like
Exons: 37
Coding region: 493-5088 (1531 amino acids)
Biological process (GO): protein dephosphorylation
Cellular component (GO): membrane
Molecular function (GO): protein binding; protein tyrosine phosphatase activity
Source: RefSeq, a predicted model, not a curated record